AUGACAUCUCGAAAUGUUGUGAAGAAGGUGCUGUCUAUUGACACUCCUGAGGGUGCUGGAGCACGCGUGCGACGGUCCAUUGGAAGCGCGAGCUUGCGCAAUUUGACGCCUUUCCUGUUGCUGGAUCACUUCCACAUCACUGAGGGUGCCGGGUUUCCCGACCAUCCCCAUCGUGGUCAGGCAACCGUAACGUAUAUGCUGGAAGGAUCAAGUCGCCAUGAGAUUCCGCAGGACAUUCUGGGACCAUCGAGGCCGGCGGUGUCCAAUGGAUGUGUGCCGUCAGUGAACAGCACUUAUUUUGUAUUCAUCGUGAAUCUUAACUGUCCCGUCAUACAGGGAAAGGGGAUCAUUCACGCGGAGAUGCCCGUGCAUGGAAAGAACGUCCCUGAGCCUCGAGGAUUGCAGCUUUGGGUGGACCUACCAAAGAACGUCAAGAUGACGGAACCGAGCUAUCAAGAACUGGACCCUGAGAAUCCCAUUGCGUAUCCUGAAGGCAAAGAUGGCAACAUCAGCAUCAAAGUCAUUAGUGGAAAGAGCCAUGGCGUUGAGUCACCUGUGCGACCACUUGGCGGGUGCUGGUACUUCCACGUGAUGAUGAAGAACGGCGCAACCAUGUUCCAGGAUAUUCCUGCUGGUUGGACAGCAUUCGUCUAUAUUUUAAAGGGUGCAGUGAGCGUCGGUGAAAGCGGUCCUGUCCAUGAUGCUUUCCACACUCUCGUUCUUUCCAACGCAGACGGUGAGACUGGUGUGCGAUUAACAGCUGCAACCGAGGAUACUUCGUUUGUCUUGAUCGCUGGGGAGCCUCUCGAUCAGACUGUUUUCCAGUACGGUCCUUUCGUUAUGACGAACCAGGAGGAAAUACAGAGGACACUGAUGGACUACCGAACGGGUCGUAACGGAUUCGAGAAAGCACACACGUGGAAGAGUAAGAUUGGGAAUAUGUGA
This is a messenger RNA of Suillus subaureus, 945 nucleotides long. Its product is annotated as RmlC-like cupin domain-containing protein. The transcript is spliced from 12 exons. The coding region runs from base 1 to 945 and encodes 314 amino acids. The record is from RefSeq and is a predicted model, not a curated record. Lineage: Eukaryota; Fungi; Basidiomycota; Agaricomycetes; Boletales; Suillaceae.